AUGUCUCUUGCACGCGCAUUUACAACGAGGAAGGCGAAGAAGCAGCUCGAUGUCGGUCCUCCUUCACCAACUGCGCAACGAUCCAUGGCUCCCAAGUUUGCGUAUGGAACUAUUAAGCGCUCACAAAUUUCUGGACCAACUGAGCUUCUUUCUACCACCAAUAUGUUGUCAUACAAUGCUCCAGAUCUCUACCCAAAAGAUGCCAGUAAACGAAUUGCUUCGAGCAGCACCGCAUCAACUCAUUCUGGAGAAGAUUCAGAUACCUCACGGAUGACUAGCUCGACAAGUUUAACUUCGGCCGACACAUUGUCGAUCGAAUCUCGAUCACCAAUAACUCCAGCAGGAGAUAAUCUUUCGGCAUUUAACUUUGGCAAAAAGUCGAUUGAAAUCGCAUUUCGUGAUGAAGCACCCGGCAUCCCACAAAGAGCCCCUUCACACACUAAGAAGAACCACGAAAUCAUCUCGCGCAAAAACUCUAUCGCAAGAAUGUCGUCACCAAAAAGCGCUACCACAGCCAGAUCGACAAUACAUAUGUUUUCGGCAAAUGUUGAAGAAGCGGCAGCUGCUGAGCCGCAUCCUUUCGGCAACGAACUCGCUCAAGUCACCGAGAUUGCUGAAGAAUAUGGUAUCACCAAGGAAAUCUUAGCCGUUGUCGAUGAGGAAGAACAAGAGUUGAUAUCAAGAGGAUUAUUUAAAUUCAGAGCCGAAGACUACAUGAGCGAAAUCCAAGGAUUAUUCAUGAGUGCUUUCGGCGAAGUCAACCCUACCAUAGGACCGGUAUGGAUCUAG
Messenger RNA from Sclerotinia sclerotiorum 1980 UF-70, 789 nucleotides. RefSeq lists its product as hypothetical. Lineage: Eukaryota; Fungi; Ascomycota; Leotiomycetes; Helotiales; Sclerotiniaceae. Bases 1 to 789 code for a protein of 262 amino acids. The record is from RefSeq and is a predicted model, not a curated record. The transcript has a single exon.